This is a messenger RNA of Frankliniella occidentalis (western flower thrips), 985 nucleotides long. Its product is annotated as zinc finger protein 771-like. The record is from RefSeq and is a predicted model, not a curated record. The transcript has 2 exons. Gene Ontology annotation, biological process: regulation of immune system process; regulation of cytokine production; negative regulation of transcription by RNA polymerase II. NCBI's taxonomy places the organism in Eukaryota, Metazoa, Arthropoda, Insecta, Thysanoptera, Thripidae. The coding region runs from base 1 to 909 and encodes 302 amino acids.
AUGUCUGAACCACGAUAUAGCCAAGCUAACAGCCGUACCUCUGCUCUUCACGCGCAUGUUGGUGGCGGUGUGGUCCCUGUGCAGUUGGCCCAUCCGAACUCUAACGCUGUGCUUUUCCUGUUGAUAGGUGCUGGGCCCGGUACUACAACUCCAGGACGAGAGUCCGUCGACUGGGAAGAGAAUCUGGAUAUCAAGGCUGAGACGUGCGCUGUCGACCACGGCGAUGAUCCCAACGCUGGUGUCAAGGACGAGCGGCUGAGGCUAUUGGUCACUGGGUGCUACUCGCUCCGCAGCCGCCCCGAGCACGACCCCGGGGACAUCACCGACAGCAAGGCCUUGGAGGGCGACGCAGAGGACAGUCAGCAAUUGGUGGGCAGCGCACUGGCAUCGAACAGCGAUACCAGUGACGCCCGCAAGACCGAAGAACCUGGUGCCAAGGCGAAGCAGAACGGUGCAGAACGGAGCGUACAUACUGUUGAAAAACCGUACCAAUGCGACAUAUGCAAGCAUUGUUUUGCCUACAAAAGUGACCUGCUUGUACACAUCAGGACACACACUGGGGAGAGACCUUAUAAGUGUGACUUCUGUAAGCAGCGUUUUUCUAAAUCAAGUAACCUUGUUCGACACAUCAGGACUCACACUGGGGAGAGACCUUUUAAGUGUGACGAUUGCAAGCAACGUUUUACUGUCAAAUGUAACCUUGUCGCACACAUGAGGACCCACACUGGGGAGAGACCGUACAAUUGUGAUUUCUGUAAGCUGCGUUUUGUUGAAAAAAGUACCCUCAUUAAACACAUCAGGACACACACUGGGGAGAGACCAUAUCACUGUGAAUCCUGCAAGCAACGAUUCACACAAAGAUCUCACCUUGUUAAACACUUAAAAACACACUCUUGCGAAAAGGCAUAGUAUUGCAGCCGUUGGGGAAAACGGAUUACACGUGAAUUGAAAGUUAUUGCUUUUAAUACUUUAAAACUAACCGCUG